UGUGUGUGUGUGUGUUGUGUGUGUCUGUGUGUGUGGGGGGAUGUGUGUGGGGGGAUGUGUGUGUGCGCGUGUGGGAGUGUGUGUGUGUGCUCCGCCGUAGGGUACCAGCUGCUGCUCUGAUGGCCUGUGUAAGAGCAACCUCUGCCAUUUUUGUUCGUCGGUGCCACCCUUCCUCCUUGCUCCGCCUCCUUGCCUCUCCUCCUGUCUUCCUACCUCGCGUAUCCUUACCAUCGCUGCGACUGAGCACCGCAGCCACCCACAUGAUCUUUUUUAUCGGAAAUGCUCCACGAAUGUGAGAGCAACAGCCGGCGCAUGGGUUCUUGCAGGUAGUCCUAACGGAAGCGUGCAGAUCGCUUGUCAUUCUUGCAGGUAGGUCCUAACGGAAGCCACUUGCUAGCAGCGACAAGCAAUAUUUCUCCUCGAGCCGCCGCGGUGUUGUCUUGCAUGCUUGUGACGAGCUGCACAUUUGGUCGAUCAGCUUCGGCAUUGUACUGUCAGUAUCAGUCAGUCCUCAACGUCCGCAGUUUUUACAGCGGCCCAUGGCAUUCCUCGUCUUCCUUAUGCAUUGCUGCUAGCUUGCCAUCAGAACAAGCUUGGCUUGGAAUCGUGGACGGCCUCAGUGUCCAGUUCAUCUGGCUCGUGGCUUCGCGGGACCAUUUUCUGCCACAUAAGCGUAGCAGCAGCCUGGAGCCAGCGGCAUUCGUUGCGGUUCGCGCGCGCACGGGUCCCCUCCUCCUCCUCCUCCUGCUGCUGCUGCACCGCUGAAGAGGA
Molecule: messenger RNA, 771 nt
Organism: Prorocentrum cordatum
Lineage: Eukaryota; Dinophyceae; Prorocentrales; Prorocentraceae
Source: the annotation of a GenBank genome assembly